Messenger RNA from Trypanosoma brucei brucei TREU927, 1707 nucleotides. Its product is annotated as deoxyribodipyrimidine photolyase, putative. The record is from RefSeq and is a predicted model, not a curated record. Gene Ontology annotation, cellular component: nucleus; cytoplasm. Gene Ontology annotation, biological process: circadian regulation of gene expression; entrainment of circadian clock by photoperiod. Bases 1 to 1707 code for a protein of 568 amino acids. Gene Ontology annotation, molecular function: FAD binding; DNA binding. The transcript has a single exon. Lineage: Eukaryota; Euglenozoa; Kinetoplastea; Trypanosomatida; Trypanosomatidae.
AUGUACGUACCGAGUCGUGUUGUCGCCGUCAAGAGGCAGCGAACCCCGAGUCAACCGCUCCCAGCAGCGGUGUUCAUUUUUAGGCGAGAUUUCCGUGUGACUGACAACACCGGUCUGCUGCUGCUGAUAGAACGGGCUGGCAAACAGUCGCUACCCGUCAUUCCCCUGUUCUUUUUCAAUCCAAGGCAGUGUGACCCCGAUAAGAACCCUUAUUUCGGUAAGGCUUGCUUUGAGUUCCUAUGCCAAUCACUGAAACAUUUGGAUACUGUUCAGCUUGGUGGACGUCUAGUUUGUCUUCGUGGUAGUGAUUGUGACUGUCUCGAGGUGGUUCGUUCCUCUGGUUACGACAUCAAACAGCUUGGUUUUAACCGCGAUAUUACGCCUUUUGCACGUAAACGUGAUCUUCAGCUCGAAGAAUGGUGUGUGAAACGGGGUGUACGGUGUGUCACCAGCAACAUGGAUUAUACACUACUCCCCCCGGAUGUAGUAACUAACAAGAAUGGAAAACCGUACCGUGUCUUCAGUCCUUUUUAUCGUGCCGUUCUACAGGAGCACUUCAGCGACAUACAAGCGCCAAAUCCUAAGGCCACCACCAUCGGUGAUAUUUUUACCGGUUCCCAUGUAAAGGAAGAUGUCAAAGCUACUGUAGAUCAAGCAAGGAGGAGCGCCAUGGCCGCGGAUGAGUUCUCUUCACUGGUUGACUACGUUGAUUUAGCAGCCCUUCCCCAAACCUUUCCCGAACUGGUGGAUAGGGGCGGAAGAAGUGAAGGGUUGCUACGGUUGGCAAGCGUUGCAUCGGCAAAAAAUUAUUCUGCCAUCCGAGACGACAUUCCGGGGGACAAAACGACACAUUUAAGUCCGCAUUUAAAAUUUGGUACCAUCUCUAUCCGUGAGGCCAUGCAGGUUGCAUUGCUACACUUGGGGAAGGAGCAUGCAUUUACUAGGCAACUCAUUUGGCGCGAGUUCUAUUCGAUGUUACUCUAUCACAACCCGCGUCUGGCAUUGGGGCAACUAAAGAUGGACGUUGCCCCUCAGGGUGAGCGACAAUGUCGUGCGACGCUUGCCAAUGAGCCGUUUCUGGAGAAGUACUCUAAUUUCCAGUGGGAGUGGAAUGACGCAGAAUUUACCGCGUUCAAGUCCGGAGCCACAGGAUUCCCGCUUGUGGACGCUGCGGUACGCUGUUUGACGAAAACGGGUUGGUGUCACAACCGCUGCCGGAUGUUAAUUGCCAAUUUUCUUGUGAAGGUUCUCUUUGUGGAUUGGAGGGAAGGUGAGCGGUGGUACGCUACCGUCGCUGUGGACUACGAUGUGGCUAAUAACAGCGGCGGUUGGCUCUGGUCAUCGGGCCAGGGUGCUGAUGCACAGCCGUAUUUUCGUUUCUUUAACCCGUUCCGCCAGUCCGCUCAGCACGAUCCGCAGGCCGUGUUUAUCAAACAAUGGGUGCCAGAGCUCCGGAAUGUGUCUGUGAGGACGAUACACAAGUGGGAUGUGUUUUGCAAGGAGGGGCGACCAGCGGACCAGGGCACAUUAGGUACAGUGCAAGGAACUGUGAAGGAAAGCAACGGAAUAAAAAAGGAAAAGACGGAGCUACCGCUUGGGGGCAGCAUCGUUGGUGGAUCGGCCUAUCCCAGCCCCAUUGUUGAUCUGAAGCAGCGCACAAAGUGGAUCGUCGAAAGGUACAAGAAACAUGCAGCAGAGGUGAUUUAG